This is a messenger RNA of Dentiscutata heterogama, 612 nucleotides long. Lineage: Eukaryota; Fungi; Glomeromycota; Glomeromycetes; Diversisporales; Gigasporaceae. The record is from the annotation of a GenBank genome assembly.
CAUUGAAACAGCGAUGACCAUAGCGUCUGAAUUUCCACCAUUGGAAUCAUUUAGCUUACGAAUAGGUUCUUAUCGAGGGUUUGACCAUUUUGUUAAGCUGUGGGUGCACGCACAACAUCAUCUGCGACACAUUGAACUAAAUUCUGCUCGUGGGUUAUCUGAUGAUUCAUUUUUGCCUAUAGCUCAAUACUGUCAUCAAUUAGAGUCUAUAGAACUUCGAAUGUGCACAAAUUUAACAGACAUUUCAAUAUCCGCAUUGGCUAAAUAUAGAAACAUUAAUCUUAGAAAAUUUACAAUAAAGAAUUGUGAUCAAAUUACGGAUACGGGAAUUUCCGAUCUAUCCCGACAUUGCCCGAAUCUAUGCAAAGUAUCCAUAAUCGGGUGUUUGAACAUUACACAUGCAUCGUUGUCAAUGAUUGUACAAAGUUGUCAAGGAUUGGUCGAGUUUGCGUUUACGAGUAGGCCGAGAAUGACACCGGCCGUAAUUUUAACUUUGGUGCAGUUCGAAAGGUAUAUGUUGGAAAUAUUGGAUAUCAAGAGCGACGAUAUGGCGACAGCCGAUGUAACCGUUAAACAGCCUUAUCCAAAAUUUGAUUUGGCUCUAAUGGAAAA